AUGGCAGCAGCACUUACUGACUUUGAACACGCCAUUGAUUCUUCCUCUAAAGAGAAGUGUCUCAAGGCACUGAAACAAGCUCGGCGUGAAUUGAAUGCUUUACAAGAAAAGCUUCAUCUUUGCCUUCAGUUUGAAAGAAGAAUUAUUCUCUUAGCUACCGAGGGUGGAACCAGUAUGUGA
Messenger RNA from Sphenostylis stenocarpa, 180 nucleotides. NCBI's taxonomy places the organism in Eukaryota, Viridiplantae, Streptophyta, Magnoliopsida, Fabales, Fabaceae. The record is from the annotation of a GenBank genome assembly.